This is a messenger RNA of Nelumbo nucifera (sacred lotus), 1405 nucleotides long. RefSeq lists its product as uncharacterized. Gene Ontology annotation, biological process: beta-D-galactose catabolic process via UDP-galactose, Leloir pathway; glucose metabolic process. Gene Ontology annotation, molecular function: carbohydrate binding; aldose 1-epimerase activity. NCBI's taxonomy places the organism in Eukaryota, Viridiplantae, Streptophyta, Magnoliopsida, Proteales, Nelumbonaceae. The record is from RefSeq and is a predicted model, not a curated record.
CCCGUGCGUUCGGUUCUCAUUGUCGAACGUUGUUGAAUAAUCUCUAUUCACAUGAUGGCUAGGGUCUCUCUGUGUUUUGUCAUUGUUGCAGCAUUGGCUUUACUCAGUCUUUCUUCCGCAGAGAAGCCCGAGGUUGGGUUUUAUGAUCUUAAAGAUGGAGAAAUUUCUCUCAAGGUCACAAAUUAUGGUGCAACUAUUCUCUCUGUUAUUUUCCCUGACAAAUAUGGGGAAAUGGCCGAUGUUGCUCUUGGUUUUCAAAAAAUUGGGGACUACACGAAUGAUACAAUUUAUUUUGGUGGCCUGGUUGGGAGAGUAGCUAACAGGAUUGCAGGUGCUCAAUUUACUCUUAAUGGCCACAAAUACAAAGUGGUUGCUAAUGAAGGAAAUAACACGCUUCAUGGUGGACACAGAGGAUUCAGUGACGUAUUUUGGACAGUGAGGAAGUAUAAGCCACACGGUUCGUCUCCUUACAUCACACUGUCAUAUCGCAGCUUUGAUGGCGAACAAGGAUUUCCAGGUGAUCUGGAUGUUUCCGUCACCUAUAAAAUCGUCGGAUGGAACAAGUUGGCCGUGUUCAUGAAAGCCAGGGCCUUAAACAAGGCCACACCGGUGAACCUCGCCCAGCACACCUACUGGAACCUUGCCGGCCACAACAGCGGCGAUGUCCUAGGGCAGCACGUCCAAAUCUUUGGAUCCCACAUCACCCCGGUUGACAAAGAGCUCAUUCCGACCGGAAAAAUUGCUCCGGUGAAGGGCACACCUUAUGAUUUCAGAGAAAAACAUACGGUCGGGUGCAGGAUCGACCAGCUACCCAAUGGAUAUGACAUUAACUACGUGCUCGACGGGAAGCCACACCACUUUUUGAAGAAGGCAGCGAUGGUCCACGACCCCAAAUCUGGCCGAAUGCUGGAGCUGUGGACUAAUGCACCCGGUUUGCAGUUCUACACGGGUAACAUGUUAAAGGACGUGAAGGGCAAAGAUGGAGCCAUCUACAAGGUUCAUUCUGGCAUCUGUUUGGAGACACAGGGCUUCCCUGAUUCUGUGAAUCAUCCAAACUUUCCUUCACAGAUUGUCACUCCAGGGAAACUCUACAAGCAUUACAUGCUGUUCAAGUUUACAACUAUGUAGAAGGGUAAUUUAGUUAUGAGGAUUAGUUUUUGAUACUUUUGAGGAGCGGUUUAGUUCUUUUUUCUUCUGUAAUCUCAUCGAAUAUUUAGAUCUAGGAAGGUUCAGGGGCUCUUAGUUAUCAUUAGAACAUAUUUUAGACAUCUUUUUGUAGUGAUUUUUUUUUUGAAAGUUCAACUUUUCUUCAGUUAUGUCUGGAUUUUGACACAAACAAACCACUUUCCGAAGAAGGAUUUAAAGGAGAAGGACUCUCAAUAGAUUUCUACAGAUCGUUCACUUC